Molecule: messenger RNA, 2345 nt
Organism: Dipodomys spectabilis (banner-tailed kangaroo rat)
Lineage: Eukaryota; Metazoa; Chordata; Mammalia; Rodentia; Heteromyidae
Gene: Atp6v1b2
Product: ATPase H+ transporting V1 subunit B2
Exons: 14
Coding region: 87-1622 (511 amino acids)
Biological process (GO): ATP metabolic process; proton transmembrane transport
Cellular component (GO): proton-transporting V-type ATPase, V1 domain
Molecular function (GO): proton-transporting ATPase activity, rotational mechanism; ATP binding
Source: RefSeq, a predicted model, not a curated record
UGGAGCCGGGUGCGCGGGGGCCCGACCUGCUAUAUCUGCGCCUGCGCGGCCCGGACGGCCGGGCCAGUCGGGACGGAGGAGACAAGAUGGCGCUGCGGGCGAUGCGGGGAAUCGUGAACGGGGCCGCACCCGAGCUACCGGUGCCCACCAGUGGGCCGGUGGCGGGAGCUCGGGAGCAGGUGAUGGCAGCGAGCCGGAACUACCUCUCCCAGCCUCGCCUCACAUACAAGACAGUGUCAGGAGUGAAUGGUCCACUAGUCAUCUUAGAUCAUGUGAAGUUUCCCAGAUAUGCUGAAAUUGUUCACUUGACAUUACCAGAUGGCACAAAGAGAAGUGGGCAAGUUCUAGAAGUUAGUGGUUCCAAAGCAGUAGUUCAGGUAUUUGAAGGUACUUCAGGUAUAGAUGCCAAGAAAACAUCUUGUGAGUUUACUGGGGAUAUUCUCCGAACUCCGGUGUCUGAGGAUAUGCUUGGUCGAGUGUUCAAUGGAUCAGGAAAGCCCAUUGACAGAGGUCCUGUGGUGCUGGCUGAAGACUUCCUUGAUAUCAUGGGUCAGCCAAUCAAUCCUCAGUGUCGGAUCUAUCCAGAGGAGAUGAUUCAGACUGGCAUUUCUGCCAUUGAUGGCAUGAACAGUAUUGCUAGAGGGCAGAAAAUUCCUAUCUUCUCUGCUGCAGGGUUACCACACAAUGAGAUUGCAGCUCAAAUCUGCCGCCAGGCAGGUUUGGUAAAGAAAUCCAAAGAUGUGAUGGAUUAUAGCGAGGAAAAUUUUGCAAUUGUAUUUGCUGCUAUGGGUGUAAACAUGGAAACUGCCCGGUUCUUCAAAUCUGACUUUGAGGAAAAUGGCUCAAUGGACAACGUCUGCCUCUUUUUGAACCUGGCUAAUGACCCAACUAUCGAGCGCAUUAUCACUCCUCGCCUGGCUCUGACCACCGCUGAGUUUCUGGCUUACCAAUGUGAGAAACAUGUACUGGUUAUCCUGACGGACAUGAGCUCUUACGCUGAAGCACUUCGAGAGGUUUCAGCAGCCAGAGAAGAGGUCCCUGGUCGACGAGGUUUCCCAGGCUACAUGUAUACAGAUUUAGCCACGAUAUAUGAACGUGCUGGCCGAGUGGAAGGGAGAAAUGGCUCUAUCACUCAGAUCCCCAUUCUCACCAUGCCCAAUGAUGAUAUCACUCACCCCAUCCCUGACCUGACAGGGUAUAUUACUGAGGGGCAGAUCUACGUGGACAGACAGCUGCACAACAGACAGAUUUACCCUCCUAUUAAUGUGCUGCCCUCACUCUCACGGUUAAUGAAGUCUGCUAUUGGAGAAGGAAUGACCAGAAAGGACCAUGCCGAUGUGUCUAACCAGCUGUAUGCAUGCUACGCCAUUGGCAAGGAUGUACAAGCCAUGAAAGCCGUAGUAGGAGAAGAAGCCCUUACCUCGGAUGAUCUUCUUUACUUGGAAUUUCUGCAGAAGUUUGAGAGAAACUUUAUUUCUCAGGGUCCUUAUGAAAACCGCACUGUCUUUGAGACUUUGGACAUUGGCUGGCAGCUGCUCCGAAUCUUCCCCAAGGAAAUGCUGAAGAGAAUCCCUCAGAGCACCCUGAGCGAGUUUUACCCUCGAGACUCCGCAAAGCACUAGCUGCUGCUGCUGUGGUGUGCGUGGCCUCUUGUGACGUACUGGGUCUGUUUUCCUGGUUCUUUUUGCACUCCUCCAUGCCCACCUCAGUGUGGGGGGUUUACCUGUUGCCCUGUAAUUAAACAUGAAGACUAGGUAACGUAUUGUGCCAGUGUUGCAAUGUUUUAAACUGCUACAGACUUUAAAAUCUCCCUGUUCAGAGACCCCUCAGUGCUUUGUUUGAAGUAGCUGCAGGGCUGGAGCUGGAGUUUUCUUCUUGAUGUAUGUAUUUGUAUAUAGUGGUAUAGUGAGUUGCCGAAUAAUGUCCUUGUCGUUUGGGUUAUCCAGACCUUACCUGUCAGCCCCUUCAAGAGUAUCAUUAUCGUGAAGUUAAAAUACUUUGCUCUUAAAUUCAGCGGCAAGAUCUGGUCUAGAAGAAGAGCCAAGAUCUUUCCUGGGCAUUUAUUUCUUUGGGGUGUUGCUGUGCCCGUGGCUCUGCUCUGCUCCAGGCAAAUGGAUUUUGCUGUGCGCUUGCCGUCUGCUGUGUGAGGGAAGGAGUUUCUUUUCUUUCGUUACCUGCACAGCAUCCUUCUGCCUUUGAGUAGCACAGAAUCAUGGGGCUUUACACAGCUGGCAUUCAUCUGAUAGUGGCCCAGUGCUUUGUCCUGGUCAUGGAGCCUGGUGUCCAGGCUGGGAAAUCACAGAAUGAAAAUCACUAGUAGAAUUAUGGCUUGAAAAGAGUUGGGU